AAACUUAGCUCUUUUAUUGAAACACGUUCUGGACCAGGUUUCGUAAAAAGUGACUGCCUUUAUUUUUACAAAGAAGGACUACAUAGUAUUUGUAAGUCAUCGGAGUUUGACGACGAGCAGAAGACUAUAGUGUUGAAGCUAAUUGAAAAAUAUAAAGUGGACAAAAAGAAGUGUGCAGAAUUGCUAAAAGCUCAUGAGAACCAAGUCAUAGCCCAUUCGAUUAGGUCAGAAAUUCUCAAGAACAAACUUAAAUUAUUGGUUAACACUGCAAGGUCUGCAAAUUCCACAAUUUACAUGACAUUCACCCAAGCUGACGAAUUCAUUAGAAAUAAACGUGACCUUGAUAAUGAGGUGGAUGAUGUGGAACGAACAAUUGUUGGUGGCAAAAGUACUAGUUGGGUAGUGAAUGGAAUUAGCAUUUGUCAAAGACUUACAGAGUAUCAGGAAACAGGUUUUCCAAAAACGAAACCAGAAUAUUAUGAUACAAUACUGUUCACUAACAAAAAUCAAAAUGGGUUUUUGGAAACACUAGAGGAAAAUGUCAUUGUACAAAUGCAUAAGGAAAUAAAGAAAAAGGAUGAGAAAACUGAAAAUAAUAUCGAAAAAAAAAUAAAGUCAUUUCUGAAUAAUAUUAUUACUCAGAACAUAAAGAAAACUAAGGAAAACCUUAAAUUACAAAAGAAUGAUAUAUUCGAGGAGGAUUUUGCUAAAAUUUUUGAUAUGUCUGAAGGAACAUUCAUUGCAAUGGUUCUGGCACCAAUCCUUAAUUGA
Dentiscutata erythropus is the source of this 771-nucleotide messenger RNA. The record is from the annotation of a GenBank genome assembly. NCBI's taxonomy places the organism in Eukaryota, Fungi, Glomeromycota, Glomeromycetes, Diversisporales, Gigasporaceae.